Molecule: messenger RNA, 669 nt
Organism: Puccinia triticina
Lineage: Eukaryota; Fungi; Basidiomycota; Pucciniomycetes; Pucciniales; Pucciniaceae
Exons: 4
Coding region: 1-669 (222 amino acids)
Source: RefSeq, a predicted model, not a curated record
AUGCAACCGGACCCCUUUGCCGCUCCGUUCUCCACCCCACCACGUCAAGGCGGGAUCUUCUUUUCUCCCCCGAGGAGCUUGGACACGCUUACCGCCAAGCGAACCCAAUCCAAAGACCUGACUCGCACCAUUCAUUGUAAUCUCAGUCUCCGCUCGAACCAGAUCACCGAACUGCCGUCCGAGAUUGGCAAUCUGCGGAGCUUGAGGGUCCUCAAGCUGGCGUACAACCGGCUCGACCCCCCUCUCGUCGCCACCUCUUUUAUCCCGAACAUGAUGAUCAUGGCGGACGACCGCCAGUUCCAAUGGUUCUCGCAGUCCCGGGGCGUGUGUUACUUCGCCCCGCCCGCCAGGACGCUUGUCCCAGUCGAUGAUAAAUUGCCGUCUCCGCUGCCCAGCUUGCUCAAAACCUGUAUCCGGAAGAUGCCGUCUUUGCCCACUCAUGACUCCCACACCCCUCGCCAUCAGGCUCCGGAUCCGGCAGCGCUCCUGCCCGUCCAGCUCCAGAAGAUCCUCGCAGACCCGGGCGCAUACUCCUAUUGCUGCGACUUGUGCAUCUCCAGAUGGGCCUUGAAGCCCGGUGCGCUUCCCCAGACCCAGCCCCAUCCAAGACACGCUUUCCAGUUCAGAGCCAUCAACCAACACGCCGGCCUCGUGCCCCUCAAUAAGUGA